This is a messenger RNA of Colletotrichum orchidophilum, 1128 nucleotides long. RefSeq lists its product as uncharacterized. Bases 1 to 1128 code for a protein of 375 amino acids. The record is from RefSeq and is a predicted model, not a curated record. The transcript is spliced from 5 exons. NCBI's taxonomy places the organism in Eukaryota, Fungi, Ascomycota, Sordariomycetes, Glomerellales, Glomerellaceae.
AUGGGGAAUGUUCCAACCGAUGAGGACAUCGCCUGGAUGAUGGCACACAUCAGCGACUCCACGGUUCCCGACAUCAUUAUUUGCUGCGUCAUCUGUAGUAUUGCUUCGGUCAUCGUCUUGGCCCUACGCAUCUGGUCAAGAUUCCAGGUCGGCCUCAAGCCCAUAUUCAGUGACUGGCUGAUAUUUUUCUACAUCGCCUUCUGCAUAGUCUUUGCCUUGUCGACUAGGUAUGGAGCUGGCAGACACAUCAUUCUCGUGACGGACCCAGCAGAAAUGCGCAUCUUGACUAUUCUCAAUAUCUGCAAUCCGAUCCUGUAUGGUGUUUCCAGUGUCCUGGUCAAAUGGAGCAUCCUCGCGUUAUAUCUUGCCAUCUUCCCCCAGAGGAAGUUCCACUACUGGGUUCACUUCGUGGGCACCGUCAACGUACUCAACGGAGUUGCCAUUAUCCUAGUCAGCUGCCUCCAGUGCCGCCCGCUCGAAGCAUUAUGGAAUCCGGCGGUGGAAGGCACUUGCAUCAAUUUCAGUUAUUUCAGCGUCUUCAACAGCCUCUUCAAUUUUCUGUUGGACGUGGUCAUUCUCCUCACGCCUCUUCCCCUCGUUAAGCAACUCAACUCGUCGACCCGGAAGAAAGUCCUGCUAUCGAUCAACUUUGCGCUAGGUGGAAGCGCUUGUAUAGUCGCAGCUAUCCGCGUGCCCUACGCAAGGCGAGUAGGAGGCACCGUGAACCCAAGCUGGGACAUGAUCCCGGGCGGAUUGCUCUGCGUAGUCGAGGUUGCGGUUGCCCUUUUGACCGCGUCCCUGCCUACCUACCGCCCUUUGCUGGGGUUUCUCGGCAUCACCACCACAUCCAACUCCCCGUCCAACUAUAAACGAGGUAACUUGCAUAAUUCGAGCAGUUUUGGAGGCAAUCAAGUCAGCACCCACAUCACGAGCGGCAGGGACAUAUCGUCUCAGCGGGCAGGCAUUAGCAUCACGGAUGAUAUCUCGUUGACGACGCACACAUACGUAGGAGGAGAAUGGGUACGAGUGGCAGACGAGGAUGACGAUGCUGCUGGCUUGGUAGUGUCCAACAAAUCGACCCCAUACGCGCGAACGGUAAGUAGUACAUUGAGCGAUAAGUUGUAUUAA